AGAGAGAGAGAGAGAGAGAGAGAGAGUAUGUGUGUGUAUGUGUAUCGUGAUUCGAAUAAAAAUUCCCGCGGGGAAAUCGAAUCGAACGCGAUAAACGACAAAUUGUCAUUCAUGGAACGAUGCGCGUCGACGCGCGGUUUUUCGAACUCGCGCACGUCAUUAUAAGUCGUUGGAAUUUUUUACUUUCACUACCAAUGUAUUGCGACAGGCCGUGUCGCGUAUGCAUUCAUACGCUCGUGCCGGUAUAAGCGCACCAGGAGUAAACGUGGCAGGAUAGUUGUCAUUCUACGUCGGUGACGAUACCAUUGCUGGAUUGCACGAUCGAUCGUAGAAUCAGGUCCGGACGAGUCAUGGGUCAGAACCAGUUGUUGAUCACAGCUUUGUUGGCGAUAUUGUUGUUUCACAGCGAAAUAAUCGUGUCGACCGCGGAUCCGGUUUUCAGGCUUAUACACGAUCUGAUACAACACAACAUCGCUGGCGUGCCUGUUACGCAUCAGAAAACAGAGUGGGAUUUCGAUCCGGAAGUUGGCAAACAGAGAAGAGUCAGGUACGAGCAGGAAAACGGACGUUUCGGAGAGACUGCGAUAGCAAAAAUCGGAAUGGGCAUCGGAUAUAAGGGACCAUGGGGGAAGCUCGUGGAUAAUUGAACAAGUUUCAUCGAAAGGGUCGCAAAUUAUCGAUGAAAUGUUUACGAGAUGCUGCGAUUGAUGAGUGAUGAACUUUCUAAAUGCAACACGCACUCCUGAUCGCCGCCGCGUGGAAUAAAUAAGCCAAGUAUAUUUCAGGGCGAAAUUACUUUCUCGACAGAUUGUUACACUAAAUUCGAUUAAUAACUUGAUAUCUUAGUAAUCCCUUUUGACCGUUUCCACUGAAUGAGUUCAAAAUAUUUUGUAAUUAAAAGGAUAAAUAAAAAUAAACAAUAUACCUCGAUCGUGUGACCGAUCGACGGUCGACAACCAAAGGCUAUGGGAAAUUUCAUCUUCCUUCUUCUCUUCUCCGCAGCUUUUAUUUAACACGAAGUCGUUAAAUUAUGGCGAGCAUUUCCAUCAAAUUCGGGAACAAGGCUCAUCGAUGCGAUUUGCGCAACAUGUUCGAGAAAAAGUUGAGCAAAGAAGCUUGGGACUUUCACUUUACAAUGUCCAAGAGAGAACGAGGUAGUAGGGGAGCGAAUAAGGUCAGAAUGGGUCUCUCGACGCGCAGAUCAGGCUUAGUCACAUAAGGUAUAGCAGUUCGUGCUAUGUUAUCAACUCGUGUUGUCAUAUCGAUCGGUCAGAUUAAAAUUUAAUUCACACGGUUCAAUUUCGACUUACACACGUGACGAUUCUUUUUCCAAGGAGACGUCUCUUUGCUCGACGCUAAUCUAUCCAAAGCUUUCCCGCGAUCAAUCGCGAGCGCGCUUAACUUGGGAUCAUCUGCCAUGGUGAGUUGCGUAAGUUUCCUAUAAGUGAAGCGAGACGAUGCAGGUGUUGCGCGCAACCACACGAGCAACAUAUUCUAUUCCCUGAAUCGAUUUGGUCUCUGAAUCUCUGGCGAAAAUCUGCAUCUUAAUAUCACGUUGCGCGCGUCGGAUAAAAUGUGAGGCAAACUUUCCUUUUAAUUUUGUGGUCACUCGUAGUGAAGUACAUCCAUCUAUUUGCAGCGGCUGACUGUGAUCGCGUUAACGACGUUUGUCGUUCUCUUCUUUGCUUCAGUCAACAAAAGCGCAGCUACGAUCCCGGAACUUAGAGCACCAAAUUUCCAAUAUUUUGAACGACCGAAAUAUCGUUAUCCGUACUACGACGAGAACGGCAAGGGAAAACUAUUGUACGGUUAUGGUGGGC
This is a messenger RNA of Harpegnathos saltator (Jerdon's jumping ant), 1820 nucleotides long. RefSeq lists its product as uncharacterized. NCBI's taxonomy places the organism in Eukaryota, Metazoa, Arthropoda, Insecta, Hymenoptera, Formicidae. The record is from RefSeq and is a predicted model, not a curated record. Bases 351 to 647 code for a protein of 98 amino acids. The transcript has 4 exons.